Phalaenopsis equestris is the source of this 975-nucleotide messenger RNA. RefSeq lists its product as uncharacterized. Gene Ontology annotation, molecular function: calcium ion binding. The record is from RefSeq and is a predicted model, not a curated record. Bases 1 to 630 code for a protein of 209 amino acids. The transcript has 6 exons. Lineage: Eukaryota; Viridiplantae; Streptophyta; Magnoliopsida; Asparagales; Orchidaceae.
AUGGGAACAAUUUGUGGCAAUACAAUGAUGAAAAAUGGUUACGGUGAUUUGAUGAUAAAGAAUUGUAGAGAUUUGGCUGAGUAUUUCAUUCCAAAUGUUUGUCUGGGUAAGCGAACAAGCUCCUUGAUUGCUGCAAAGGAUAAGAGAAGAUCAAAUGUGAGAAGGGGCCUGAUUGAAUCUGAUUCUAUUGAUGAUGAGGCAGCUUUAAUGCAGGCUAUUGCUCUCUCAUUGGGAGCAACUGCAGGUGAUUCAGCUAGUACAUCAGUGGGGGUUGUUCAGCAUUCUUCUGCAAAUAUAGCCGGGGAAGAUGCACAGGGGAAAAAAUAUAAGGCAAAGGCAAAAGAAUCCGCCAGAAGAAAGAAAGUUGGAAAAUUGAACAAGGCUCGAGUUCAAUUAACCGAAGAUGAGGUGGUUGCUUUUUUCUUCUCAUUUGAUGAAACCAGUAAAGGUUACAUUACCGCAAGGGACGUGAAGAAAAUGGUCUCAGCUCAUGAUUUUAGUUGGACAGAUAUUGAGAUUGGUCAUAUGAUUCAUUCCUUUGACAAUGAUGGAGAUGGAAAGCUGAGUUUGGAAGAUUUCCGGUCCAUUUUAUCCAGAUGUAAAAUGUUGCAAGCGACUGAAGAAAAGUGAGAUGUUUGCAUUCCUUGUGUAAUGAUAUUUAGUAUUCCACCUUUGCAAAAUGACAUCCACCCCCCAACCCAUAUAAUUUGUGAUCAGAACUGAAAGUUUUAUGUAUGCCUGAUAUGAUGGGACACAAAGUUCCAUGAGCCUCGCAAGAGCAUUGUACGGCGGCCGUUUGCCACUCAGAUGCAGCCCAUAUGCUAAUGCUGAACAUUACAAGGAGCCGUUUUCAUGCCAAUGUUUCCCUGACUUCAACUUUAACCGAUGCCUUCGCACAAAACUUUACUUCUGUAAUUAUUUUUCCUGCAGAUCCGUAGUCGCUUUAUUGAAGUAUUUGUGCAUCACAAUCUUUUC